AUGCUGUUUAACCGGAGGAAUUUCAUCAGUAUUGCAAAACUAGCAGGGACCAGCAAGAAGCUGCUGCGACAGUUUUGGUGAGCUUAUCCUUUAAUUUUAUCUGGUGUCCAGUUGGAAAUCUCUGCAGUUAACAGAGGUGAUGGAAAAGCAAGUUUGGAAAACAACCACAGGUAUGGGACACCAGCUCAAAUGAAUGUUGAUCUGAAAGGUCGGGACCUCCUUACUCUACAGAACUACACAGCUGAUGAACUGAAGUAUUUGCUGUGGAUGGCUUCAGAUUUGAAACAAAGGAUAAAGCAUGAAGGGGAGUAUUUGCCUUUGAUGCAAGGCAAAUCUUUGGCCAUGAUUUUUGAGAAGAGAAGCACAAGAACAAGAUUAUCUGCAGAAACAGGAUUUGCUCUCCUUGGAGGACAUCCUUCCUUCCUCACAACACAAGAUAUACAUCUGGGCACUAAUGAGAGUCUCACAGAUACAGCAAGGGUGCUGUCCAGCAUGACAAAUGCAAUCUUGGCUCGAGUUUAUAACCAUAAUGAUCUGGACCUAAUGGCAAAAGAAGCCACGAUCCCAAUAAUCAAUGGAUUGUCUGAUUUAUACCAUCCUCUUCAGAUUUUAGCUGAUUACCUAACUCUUCAGGAGCACUAUGGAGGGCUGAAGGGGCUCACCAUGGCCUGGAUCGGGGAUGGCAACAACGUCCUGCACUCCUUCAUGAUGAGUGCUGCAAAGCUGGGAAUGCACCUGAGGAUUGCCACUCCCAGGGGCUUUGAACCAGACCUCAGGAUAACUAAAAUAACUGAACAGAACUCCAAAGAGUAUGGUACCAAGUUACUUCUCACAACAGACCCUUUGGAAGCUGCAGACAGUGCCAAUGUCUUAGUCACAGACACAUGGAUAAGCAUGGGACAAGAAGAGGAGAAGAAAGAAAGACUACAGGCAUUUCAAGGUUAUCAGAUUACAAUGCAGACUGCAAAAUCUGCUGCUUCCAACUGGACUUUUUUACACUGUUUACCCAGAAAGCCUGAAGAAGUUGAUGAUGAAGUAUUUUAUUCUCCACAGUCAUUGGUUUUCCAGGAGGCUGAAAACAGAAAAUGGACAAUUAUGGCUGUCAUGGUUUCCCUGCUGACAGAUUACUCACCACAGCUACAAAAACCCACAUUUUGAUGCUUGGAUUCCUGCCAGGAGAAAAAUAUUCCUCAUCAGCAGAAUAUUCUGGUCUGCAAAGACAUAGAUCUUCUUCAGAAAGGACCAAGACAAUAAGUGAUUUUUUAAUAAAA
Motacilla alba alba is the source of this 1271-nucleotide messenger RNA. RefSeq names its product ornithine transcarbamylase (gene OTC). Gene Ontology annotation, biological process: L-citrulline biosynthetic process. The record is from RefSeq and is a predicted model, not a curated record. Gene Ontology annotation, molecular function: ornithine carbamoyltransferase activity; amino acid binding. Lineage: Eukaryota; Metazoa; Chordata; Aves; Passeriformes; Motacillidae. Gene Ontology annotation, cellular component: mitochondrion. The transcript has 11 exons.